AUCGCAAAUUUAUGUUCAAUCGUUUUAUUCUAUGUGAAUACAUUAAUUGCAUGUUUCCUGGUUAUAAUGCGCAGUGUAUCAACUUAGUAGUGCAUUUCAUAAUAACUAUAAUUUUAUAGUUUAAAUAUUUACACUUUAAGUGUGUUUUUUCUAUUUCAAUAUAAAACGCAUAAUAUAAACGGCGAUUGUGUACGCUUCAACCCACGUUAACACUUAAGUUUAACUAGCGGGCAACAGAGCGAAUAAUCACUAUUGAGCACAAUACGGUGGACAUAUUCGUUCGCUACUUAGGUAGUUACUUCCUGAUUUCAAAAUUUACAAAACACGCAGUACGUCUUUCAGACGACUAUCAAUGUACAUAAUAAAAUGCUAUUAUAAGCCAUUAUGUACUCCUUGUGGAUGUCUCGAUUUGAACAAACUUCGACGUUGGUGACAUUUUUUGGAUUUAUCAGUGUCAUAUUAGUUGAAUAUACUGCAGAUGGGCAGACAAUAUCUGGAUUGAAGGCUGUUAAUGAAGGAGAGCGCCUGGUCUUAGAGUGUUCCUUACCAAUAUGUUCCAAUUCAACGUGCACAUACUCUUGGAGCUCACCCAAUGAGUCUCUUCCAGCAGACACUACGACGACACAAACCAUAACAUUGUUAAAUGUUACACGUUUAUGGCAUCGAAGAAUAAUAGCGUGUACCAUCAACGUCGGUGGGACUAACCAACAAUCACAAGGCAGCAUUGAUGUCCUAUAUGGUCCAUCGGCAGCCUCCAUAUCAGUUGGUAGCCCGUUCACAGUCACAGAGGGCAGCGCAACCUCCAUAACAUGUAAUGUCCCAGCCUGCAAUCCCACAUGUACAGCCAAGUGGUUUAACGGUACAACCCAAAUGCCUUCUACAACGCUGUUUGGUGAACCGGUCAGUCGACAAUUCGCAGGGAUCUAUACCUGUAACGUUUCUAAUUCAGUUGGGUCUCGGACUUCACAGCUUAAUGUUAUUGUUAACUAUGGUCCAUCGGCAGCCUCCAUAUCAGUUGGUAGCCCGUUCACAGUCACAGAGGGCAGCACAACCUCCAUAACAUGUAAUGUCCCAGCCUGCAAUCCCACAUGUACAGCCAAGUGGUUUAACGGUACAGCCCAAAUGCCUUCUACAACGCUGUUUGGUACACCGGUCAGUCGACAAUUCGCAGGGAUCUAUACCUGUAACGUUUCUAAUUCAGUUGGGUCUCGGACUUCACAGCUUAAUGUUAUUGUUAACUAUGGUCCAUCGGCAGCCUCCAUAUCAGUUGGUAGCCCGUUCACAGUCACAGAGGGCAGCACAACCUCCAUAACAUGUAAUGUCCCAGCCUGCAAUCCCACAUGUACAGCCAAGUGGUUUAACGGUACAACCCAAAUGCCUUCUACAACGCUGUUUGGUACACCGGUCAGUCGACAAUUCGCAGGGAUCUAUACCUGUAACGUUUCUAAUUCAGUUGGGUCUCGGACUUCACAGCUUAAUGUUAUUGUUAACUAUGGUCCAUCGGCAGCCUCCAUAUCAGUUGGUAGCCCGUUCACAGUCACAGAGGGCAGCACAACCUCCAUAACAUGUAAUGCCCCAGCCUGCAAUCCUACAUGUACAGCCAAGUGGUUCAACGGUUCAACCCAAAUUCUUCUUACAACGCUGUUUGGUGAACCGGUCAGUCGACACAUUGCAGGGAUCUAUACUUGUAACGUUUCUAAUUCAGUUGGGUAUCGGACUUCACAGCUUCAACUCAUUGUUAAUUAUGCCCCUAUUCUGCUUGGACACAACAUAACUUAUAACGUCUCCAAAGGCUACCCGCUGACCGUCACUAUUCCGGUUUCCGCCUGUCCAGCCGUCUUAAGGAAAGACAUCAAGAUUGGAGAUCGAUUUGUGAAUGCCUCAGACAAUAUCAUUGUAAAUUUAACGAACAGUAUUGAUGUCGUGUUUUUUCAUAACAAGUGCAUUGCAAGCGCAAUACAAACGUUGUCAGUGGUAAUCAAUGCGACGCAAGAAGAGCACUUCCGGAAUUUCACUGUCAACUUCACGAACGCUGUUGAUACAACAACAGCACAUUUCGCUAUUUUUCCACAAGGACCGCCCGAUGUACCGAUACGUUUCGAGCAGAAAUCGAACACGUAUCAUAGCGCUACGUUCGUCGUCGAAUCUGGCUUCUUCAAUGGCGGUAAUCAAACGUUCGUCCUGCAGUACCGACAAGUCAGCGACUCCGUAUGGACAAACGGCUCGGUAGCUACCGUUGGCAAGUUGAAGCAUGUCAAUGUGUCGAUGACAGUGGAAAGCCUCUCGCAAGUGACCGACUAUGAAUUUAGGGUGUAUGCCUUCAACGUGUAUGGCCAGAGCGAAUAUUCGCUUGUGGUGCAAGUCGCUACCGCUCUGCAUGUUGGAAUGGUGGUGGGAUGUGUUAUUGGCGGAAUAGCAGGCAUCUUUCUGAUCGUUUUGAUUGUGUACUUUAUAAGGAAGAAGAAGCGAGACGAAAAGCCUCCACCGAUAGUGCCAUUUGCAAGCAUACUCGCCUCUUUACAAGGGGAGACAAGUCAGGUGCAUGCAGGGGACAAUUGGUAUACGCCGUCUUCAGCAACAACCGAAGGCUACUACGUGAAUACAAAAGUCGCAUCGUCAAAAGUCAAUUCUGAAAAGCCUUAUGUGAAUCAAGUUGGAAAAGCCCCAGAAAGAAAACCGUCUGUGGAUAGUCAUGGGUAUCUCAAAGUCGGAGAUCAUUCAAACGAACUGGACUACAUGAAUGUGGACGAGCAAUUGGCCAAAAAGCAGAGCAUACCAAAAAAGGCACAUAAAGAAGAGAAAGAAGAUAAUUAUUUAAACAUUGAUGCUGGAAGAAAAGCGGCAGAAAAGAUUUAUGAGAACACUCAACUUACACCUGGUACAGCAAACUCAAAAGCAAAGAAAAGCGAAGAAUUAGAAGGUGAUUACAUAGAAAUGUCCUUAAAGAAACAAAACAGCACACCAAAGUACCAAGCCCCUACUCCGCCCUCAAAAGAUGAAGAGGACUACGAAAACACCUUUUCGAAGAAAAAGAAGAAGUCAACUCAACAUACCUCUUAGCAAUUUAAAAUGUUUGUGUGUAAAUCAUGAUAUUUGCAUCGUUGUAAUAAUUACAGAAUACAGCAAUCUUACUUUUUUCCAUGACCGUUAAUACCAUAAACAUACAAUGUAGGACGGGCGCGUAAUACCACUACUAACUGUAUUGUGACCAAAGAAUUUGUGUACUUUAAAACGAGAUAAAUGUCGUGAAGUGUGAUAUAUUCGUUUAUUUUAUUUAGUUAGAUAGUGUUUUAUCGAGUGUCAAUAAAAACAGGUACAGUAUACAAGUGUAAAAAUAUGCACUUCAACUUAAAUAUGUCGAUAUUUUGUAAGAUCUUAUUAGAAAAAAAAGACUUACAUUUACAUCAGUUUUGAAAUAAAAUAUAUAUGCAACGUGUGUCAUAUUAGUACGCAAUAUUAAAUUUGCUCGGGUAUUGAUAUUUAAAUACUGGUUUACUAUUUAUAUAUGUAUUUACGAGACUCGUCUUGGCGGAUAUAAUGCACGUGUAACUGUUUUGCAAAAUUCAUAUUUUACAUCUGUACGCAAUACAAUUUAAAUAAAAUGUUACUUAACGAUUAACACGCCUACAAUGGUACACGUUUUAGGUAGACAAAUAUAUGAUAUUAAAAUAUGUAUUUAUACUUAGCCUUUUGCACAUGAUUUUCAAUUUCAUGCAUGCACAUGAGAUUGUUAAGUUUAGUUUGUUAAGUUUUACAUAUGUUUUUUUAAACGAUGAAACAAUAAUAUAAUUAGAUCAAUGCCAUUAUCAGUUCUACAUAUAUACUAGUAACACACAUUUUACGUGAUUUAAAGAUAAAUUAUUAUGUUUAUACCAUUCCAAACUUUAAGUGGCUUAAUUUUAAAUAAAGGGACUAAAUACUUCGGAUUCAAUAAGCGCACUCAGCAAUUUUUCAAUCGGGAAGGGGACAACGACAACGAGCGAGGCCUGGUAUAGGGGAGAUAACCCUGGGUAAUGGUUAGGUUAGGGUUAGGGUUAAGGGUCGGGUUAGGGUUAGGGUUGGGGUUAAAGCUUACCCUAACUAAAACCCGACCCCUAAACCUAACCCUAACCUUGACCCUAACCCUCGAACAUCCUCCCCCAUGCGCAUUACAAUACCGUGCCUCGCUCGUUGCCGUUGUCCGCUUCCCUUUUCAAACUGGUAAUUUGUUCUCAAAAUUGAUUAGGCGACAUUACACCAUAUUGUUUCCAUAUUAAUUUGUAAAAUCUUACUUUCCAUUCGUGUAAAUCUCAUUCUUAAGAAUAUCAAUCAGAUUCACUGAACCGUAACAGUUAAAUCACUUUUUGAUUUACGUUCACAUUUUUUGUGCGCAUAUUUAAUAAAUUCGCGAACUGUUCAUACAAUUUUUCGCAUUUCAUAAAAAUGCUUAAAACUAGCAUAACGCUUAAACGUUGCUUCCAAUUUACCUCAAUUUACUCAGGUGCGAAAUUGGUCUAGAUAAACAAUUAACAUCCUUUUACAGUUUAAUCAAGACAGAGGUAUACACGAGGUUUCAAGUUGUUUAAGAUUUGACCUGGUAUUAUUUUGCUCACCCCAUAGACUAAAAUUUAAAUCCGGCCUAGACAUUGUCAAGAAAUCGUACACAAUGUUUUUAACAAAGUUUCAGUAAAGUUGAGUUAUGCAUUUUUUCGUUUAAAGUCGACAAUGUUUUAUGUAAGCUUUCGCACAGUUGCCUGGUUGUUUGACCCCUUUAACUCAAAUUUUAACUUGCCUUAGAUAAUGUCAACAUAAACAUUGUGUUCAAGUUUUGUCAAGAUUUUGCCAAGCAUGUGCCUAUAUUGUAUAGUGCCAUUGCAGCUCAUGUGUUAAUGAUUAAAAUAUCUGAGUUUUGAUUGUGUGUGUAUGCUAUGUGACUUUUGAAUUCCUUGGUAAGUCUAAAUGCAGCGAUUUACGUUUAGCAUUUUUAUGUACAAAUGACCUCGAAGAAUUGGAAAAUUAUUUUGAUAUGAUGAAUAUGUAUGGUUAUUUGCUUUUUUGAUAUAUAUGUUUCACUUUAUAUAGUUACUUACUAGUGCAGGUUUCAAUGUGAUGUGUAUUGGUCUGUCUCUCUAUAUAUAUAGAAAUGUUGUAUAUGUUUCUGUUUGUUAAUAACGAAAUGUGCGGAAUAUGACUCGUACAUACUUUUACCGAGCAUAUAUCGAGUUUAAUUAACACACAAAAGCAUCUUAUGUAUUGACGUGUGUAAUCAAUCCGUUAUUUCGUCAAGUUUUAUUCGGCAUAUGCAUACUAAUUUAACCCUUUUACUGUUUUGUCUUACCUAAGUAUUAUUUGAAUAACUGUAUGGCUUGUUUGUUUAACACACUUGAUUCUCCUCUUCAUUGGACCGUAUUUCAGUGGAUUCCCAGUUUCAUGAAUGCACUGUUAAGUUAUAUCGGUGAUUAUUGUAAUCCAUUAAUGCUGUAUGACAUGUUAAAGUAAAUGAAACGUAAGUUAAUGUCAAAUGUUAUCACUCCAUUGCAUAAUAUUAUUUUAUUGACAUGGUCAAUUAAACAAUAAAACGCAUACAUGCUACACAAAAUGCUAAUGGAUGUUUCAAGUUAAAACUAAAAAACAUGUCAAUGAAUGUUUAAAGUAAAUGUAAGAACUUAAAACUGUAAAUAAAUAUGUUAAUGUAAAGUACGAAGAUUCAUUGGGUAUGUUUGCAUUAUUAUGUACCAUAAUGUAUUUAAAUAUCCAUAAUUGAUGUUAUAUGUAUAAUAUAUAAUAUAUAUAUCACUUUAUAAAAAUACGAUUUAA
Molecule: messenger RNA, 5796 nt
Organism: Dreissena polymorpha
Lineage: Eukaryota; Metazoa; Mollusca; Bivalvia; Myida; Dreissenidae
Product: titin-like
Exons: 17
Coding region: 385-3060 (891 amino acids)
Biological process (GO): cell-cell adhesion
Cellular component (GO): cell-cell junction
Molecular function (GO): cell adhesion molecule binding
Source: RefSeq, a predicted model, not a curated record